This is a messenger RNA of Pseudo-nitzschia multistriata, 3449 nucleotides long. The record is from the annotation of a GenBank genome assembly. NCBI's taxonomy places the organism in Eukaryota, Bacillariophyta, Bacillariophyceae, Bacillariales, Bacillariaceae.
AGCCGAUCACUGUCAACGAUGACUCUUUCAAUACGGUAGGGCAUCAGUCAUACUUAUCAAGUACUCGUACUGACAUAUCCGUGGAGAACAUAAAGGAGAACUAUUUCUCUUGAUUCCGAAAUGAUAGUCUCAAAAUACCAAAAUGUUGCAUAGUACAACUCAUCUACCCUAUAUGAUGCGAAGGGGGGACAAUAAUUUCUGAGUUAGACCAAUCCCCAAUUGAAGGUGAAAAGAAGAAUUAGUAGUAGCUCCAACACUCAUUUUUCCAUCUAUUGAAAUAUUUGGUAAUUUGGUACGAUGAUUACGAUUGAGUGGGUGAAUCAGUCAACUAAUAUGGGGUACGAACCGUAGUCUCACGUUCCGUUCGUAAUCAUUCUUCUCUUUAGAAAGAACAAGAAAAACAAGAGAAAAAGCAGCAUCCAAUAAAACGAGGCAAAYCGUUCCCUACCAAACAGUAAAUAGUAAGGUAUGAAAAAGAACGCAACGCCACACCAGGAAAGCAAGCAAGAAGAAGAAGCUCGUGAAAGGAAGAACAACACGAAGAGAAUGAUGAAUUCAAAGCUUGGGACGCCAACGUAAACAAUACUACGGUACUACAAAGUCUUGGAUAAUUAUUCACACGAACGUAAUACGUACUUCGUAGUACAGUAAUAGUGAUAGUAAUAAYUCUUGUCCUUUCGAAAGUACUGUACCGUACUUCUAGUACGAAGUAGAUCUUACAACGUCACAACUUAUUACUAGUGACAGUAGUAGUAGUAUUAGAAAUACCUUGUCGAUCAAUCGAAGACCUAACUUCGAAAAAAUGAACGCGGUCAUGCAGUGUUGGGACAACAUAAUCCGACGAUCCAAUGGUACAGAGAAUCAAUCUGUUCAGAAAAGUUGGAUUGGAAGGGAAGCAUAGGUGAUACUAAUACAUACCGGUACGACUACACAAAAAAGACUUUUCGGAUGGUACGGUACGUACGUACUCGGUUCUCGUACGGUUCUAGUAACCUGCGAAUCAUUUUUUCGUAUGACUUACAGUACGUACGGUAAUGCUGCAACAAAAAAUCCGAACUUGACGGCAGCGGUCAUAAAUUUGUAACCCCUCCAUCUGAAGUCUAAUACGAUUUUACUUAAAUCUAUGUUUACGGGAAUGACCCAUUAAUCAAGUUGGUCGGUACCACUGUAAAAUGUACCGGUACCAUACGGUAAGCAAUUUUCUUGUGGUGGGGUAAUAAGUAAAAAAUCCGUCGCGCGCCCCUCUAACUGUAUGACCCCUGCACUGUACCUGGUAUCGUAUCGUACGUAGUAUGUCUCAUAAUGUUCUUUCACUCGUAGACGAAUCGUGAUUUAGGCUCACAGAUUGAUCGUGUUUUCUUUUUCGGAGCAAACAGGAGUAUACCAUUGGACCCACAAAACGCAUUGGUUGCUCUCGAGGAACCCUCUUCUCUGGCCAUUAAACGCUUGGUCUUACGGCACCAGCUAUCAACGCCUGCAUCCCGAAAAAGAUCGAUUCAGCUGUACAGCAAGCGAUUUGCUUMCCAACGAGCGUAACAGGCAUAAAAACGGAACUUGUUGGAACAACGAAUCCGCACCAAAACCUGAUCAAGACACAGAAACGCGAUCGAUCGAUCGAUGCGUGCAACCAUUGAAUGUUUGCGAACACACCAUCAAGAGCGAGAUUGAGACCUACCAAUGGUUUGUUUUCUGUCUAUGUCAUAGAAGACGAAGGCAGCGCCGUUGUCGGCAAUCAAGAUAGAGACAACCGCCGGAUCUCCGACAGCAACAAAAGAUCAAAGGGAGCAGCGGGAACACCAGAAACCAUGUAUCGUCCACAGACCUUCCGAACAACAAAACCACCACCAACCACAAGAAAUCCUGGAGCAGUCGAAGGUAUAGAAGAGAACAGCAUCAAAAAGAACGAUCACAGAGACGAUGUGGAAAGCAUCUUGCAAGACGAUUUUGACUAUAUCGAAAAUACCUACGGUAAUAGUAUCAUUGAUGACACUGGCGAAGGUUACGACGGCCGCGAGCGCAAAGAUCGACCGGCGAUGAACUACACGCUGGAGCCUUCUUUGGCAAUGGGAUGUUCGUCACUGCCCUUUGGAAAAACCAGGUACGACUAUGACGGAACGCGGCAGCCACGGCGUUCCUCUCUGAAGAGGCCCGCUCGCAAUACCAACCGUAACAGCUAUGAGAUUCCCGCCAUCCACCAUUCAAACGAGCACCACGGAGGGAGCCGCAGCAAGAGCCCGGAUUCGACCCGGAACACCCUCAACGGCGUUCACGGAAGCACRCACAUUGUCCGUGUAAGGAGGAGCCUCUACCCGGUCCAGCGCCGGCGGUCCAUCCAAUUCCAGCAGGAGGCCAUGGUGCAGGAAGUGACCCCCGCUCUGAAAUUGGUGGGCGAAAACAAUCGGCGGGAGUUGUGGUUGCAGGACGAUGAGGUCAGGGCCAUCAAAGAACGAAGGCGGUCCCUCGUUGGGAAAUACAAGGAGGCGCAAAAACAGAAACAGGUGGAGGAGAGCAGGACGACCAGGCAGGAACACGAUGGCGAGCUCAAUUGCAAUACCGACGCAGACAAUAGCAAACGAGUUAGUACCAACAAGAUGAAAAAGAUCCAUCUGAAUCCAAUCUGCAURAAUCUUCUGAAUGCGUUGGCCUCCUCGWUGACACAAAACAAAAGAAGUGCGGCUUCGUCUUCGUCUUCUGCUUCUUUGCCAUCCUCGGCUGCCGGGACCAGCAGGAGGAAACAUCCAACCUCUCGGAGGACAGUGAUCAAAACCCCUGGUUUCCUCUCCCCGCCACCUUCCGCACAACAACAACAACAACAACCCGAGCUAGAUCACCGAUCUCCCUCCGCCUCUUCGAUCGGCAGCAGCGCGAGCGGCAGCGACACCGAUUCUUUGCGGGGGCUCGAAAAGUACAUUGAUCGGAGCGGCAAGCUCCAGAAGAAGGAGGUCUGGAACGCCGUCCUCCUCGAACAGGACGAACAGGAGCAACUAGGCUACUACGACGACGAAAAGAUCGCACACCUGUACAGGAACAUACUCAUAGAGCACGACGCACAGAAAACCGUUCUGGACCGGGCUCGGAAGGACCGAAUCGCCGCCGAUAGCUACCUGAUGACUCCCCGAACGAUGAAGCUCAUGAACAAAGUGACAAUGACGCACGCGCCGGUACUGGAUGCCGAGAACAUUGUUCCCCUGGCCAUCAACGAGCUGCAGCCAAAGCAAGAUUCGAGAUUGUUGCAAACCAAAACCAAAACAGCAACAAUAGAAGGACCACCUUCGAGGCAGUUGAGCGAUUUCGAACACAGCAGUUACUACAAUAUUGCAACAAGCUGUGGUAGUUGCGACGGCAGCAUUUACCAAAGAGAACCGCGGAGAGUAUCGGUUUGAAUUACUACUACUAACCGAAAGUUCGAGGUUUUCGAAAACUAUGGGUAAUCAAUACUUUACUAAGAU